Messenger RNA from Benincasa hispida (wax gourd), 669 nucleotides. RefSeq lists its product as uncharacterized. NCBI's taxonomy places the organism in Eukaryota, Viridiplantae, Streptophyta, Magnoliopsida, Cucurbitales, Cucurbitaceae. The record is from RefSeq and is a predicted model, not a curated record.
AUGACGAGCUAUGUAAAAUUCCUCAAGGAUAUACUUGCUAACAAAAGAAAGAUCGAGGAAAAUGAAAUAGUUGGGUUAACAUAUGAAUGCAGUGCGUUGUUUCAGAACAACAUCCUCACCAAAAUGAAAGAUCCUAGGAGUUUUACAUUGCCCUGCUCAAUAAGAGGGAAUAAGGUCGGAAAUGUGCUGUGUGAUUUAGGGGCGAGUAUAAACUUAAUGCCCUUGUCGAUCUUUAAGAAGCUAAAUAUCGGCAAUUCAAGACCAACCACAUUUACAUUGCAGUUGGCAGAUAGAUUGAUAACGCAUCCCGAGGGAAAGAUAGAGGAUGUACUCGUGCAAGUAGAUAAGUUCAUCUUCCCUACUAACUUUAUCAUAUUAGAUUAUGAAGCUGACAGAGAGGUGCCUAUCAUCUUGGGUCGCCCAUUUCUUGCAACAGGGCGAGCACUAAUCGAUGUACUGAAGGGAGAACUGACCAUUAGGGUUGACAAUCAACAAGUGAAGUUCAACGUUCUUAAUGCGUUGAAAUACCCGAGUGAUAUGGAAAAUUAUCAAUAUGUUGAGGAAUUGCAUAAAGAACCUUGGCACGAACCCCUAGAAGUGUUGGAGGAAGAAGAUUAUGGAAUUGGCGCAAUGUGGGAGGAGAAUUGCACUACAAUUCAAAUUGAAUAA